Terrapene triunguis (Three-toed box turtle) is the source of this 1437-nucleotide messenger RNA. Its product is annotated as transmembrane protein 189-like. The coding region runs from base 48 to 902 and encodes 284 amino acids. Gene Ontology annotation, molecular function: oxidoreductase activity. The transcript has 6 exons. NCBI's taxonomy places the organism in Eukaryota, Metazoa, Chordata, Testudines, Emydidae. The record is from RefSeq and is a predicted model, not a curated record.
CGCCGCCGCCUCCUUCCCGGAGCCCGCUCUCCGGCGGAGCAGGGAGCAUGGCGGCGGCUCUGCUCAGCGAGCUGGAGAUCAAGCACCGCUCCAUGGCCGAGGAGGAUCCCAACGGCAACCAGCACGGGGCGGCGGCCCGCAGCAGCACCGUGCCCCGCUGGGGCCCGCAGCACGCCGGGGCCCGCCAGCUGGCCCAGCUCUACUCGCCCGGUAAACGGUUGCAAGAAUGGGUUUCUGUUAUCCUUUGCAUAAUCUUGGUCACAGUUGACUUUCUGCUCCUGUUAAUCCAUUUUUCAGCAAAUCAUCUUUAUAAAAUAAUAGCAGGUGUAGCUGCUGGAAUUAUUACAGCUGAUUUUGCCUCAGGCAUGGUUCACUGGGGAGCUGAUACCUGGGGUUCCGUUGAUAUCCCUGUCAUUGGCAAGGCAUUUAUCAGGCCAUUUAGAGAGCAUCAUAUUGAUCCAACAGCAAUAACCAGACAUGACUUCAUUGAGACCAAUGGAGAUAACUGUUUGAUAACCAUAAUUCCACUGGCCUUCAUGUUAUAUAAAUUCCUCUCUCAAACACCAGAAUAUAUACAUGAGACAUAUGCUUGGGAGUGCUUUAUUUUUGCGCUAGCUAUUUUUGUCACAAUGACUAAUCAGAUUCAUAAGUGGUCCCAUUCCUACUUUGGGCUGCCUCUAUGGGUCACAGUUUUGCAAGAUCUGCACAUCAUUUUACCGAGGAACCACCACAGAAUCCAUCACGUGGCACCCCAUGAAACCUAUUUUUGCAUCACUACAGGCUGGCUAAAUUACCCCUUGGACAGAAUAGGAUUUUGGAGGAAAAUGGAAAAUAUUAUAGAAGCAUUAACAGGUCAGAAACCUCGAACUGAUGAUUUACAGUGGGCAUGGAAGAUGCAAUAAAGCACUCUUUAAAAAAAAAAAAAGAACUAAUAUGUCAUCUACAGGAAACAAGCAUCUCUUUAGCACAAUGGAUUUUAACCUCUGGCACAAUGAGUUUAUGAAAACUUUGAAAUUCUGCAGAGCAUUGUUUGCAAUGUCACAGAAGAAUUUUAUGAUUUGCCAGCUUGGAUAUCUUUAAGAGUUGAAACACAAUGAUAUUUGGAACAUACAACCAUUGAAUAUAAUUGCUAAUCUUAAUUGGUUUUAAGAGACUAUUAUGCCUGAUGUUGUAUUUAUUAGGACGUCUGUAUCCUGUUACUGUGCUUAGGUGGAUACUCACAAUGCAUCUGACUUCAUAUAUGUACCCAGAAAAAAAAAGAUAUGUUAAUUAACAUAAAGUACAUUUUGGCUUCAGUGUAAGUAAGAUACAUAAAUUGGCUUUGUGCCAUUGUAUAUUGAAGAGUUUGUAUUGUUUAAUUUGCAUGAUGCAAUGUUUCAGUAUAGGCCUAAGGAGUAAUUUGACUAGAUCUUUAUUUUUAAACAGCCGAAUUUUAAA